This is a messenger RNA of Eimeria maxima, 939 nucleotides long. RefSeq lists its product as hypothetical. The coding region runs from base 1 to 939 and encodes 312 amino acids. The transcript has 4 exons. The record is from RefSeq and is a predicted model, not a curated record. NCBI's taxonomy places the organism in Eukaryota, Apicomplexa, Conoidasida, Eucoccidiorida, Eimeriidae.
AUGGAGAGGCAACCGCAGAAGGCUCCUCAGCCCACUCAUUCCUUUGCUUGCAACGAGAGGCUGCAGACGCAUGCAAAAAAAGCAGCAGUCUCUGCUGCUGCAGUGCAGCUCUUCUUUCAGGAUGGGGUGGAUAACAAAAACGGAGACAUCACUGUGGCUGUUUCUUCUAAGCGGUCCUCCCCGUCCGCAGACAGGAGCAGCAGCAGCAGUAGUAGUAGUAGUAGUAAGAAGUACAACAGCCAGUUUCAUUCGCAGAAGUGGGACUAUCAGCAGACUUCCUGGCUUAUGGAGAGCAGAGAGACGCAAGAAAAAAUGCUGCAGAAGGAUGCACCAGAGAGACAUGAAAGCCAGCAAGGCGGCGGCGACCUUCCCCAAAAUCACUUGCCGGCGAACACGAGCUCUUUCUCCAGUAGUAUCUGUAUAGGUAGCGGUAGGGGAAGCCGUGGCUGUGCGUGCAUUGGUGGACUUGCGGAGGGCACGGAUCCGUCCAGCUUGCGCCUUCAGGCUCAUGCCUCUGCUCCCUUGUCACUAAUCUACCUCCGCCUGAGCGAUGCUCCACAGCUAAGUGAAGAAGUUGAAAAGAAACUGCGAGCAUUCAUAGGAUUCGUGGAGAGCGAUGCUAACUCGCAUCGGCAACAACAGAAGACUGAGUACAAUGUUUCUGUUCCGCAACUGCAACAGCAGCAACGGCAACAACAGGAGCACCCCUUUUUUGCAGAUUACUUACCGAAAGAUGUGAAGCAGCAACAGGAAGUGGAGAGAGCCCUUAGACACAUUUUGUUUGCGGUCGUUGAAAUGGCAACGGCGCGACAAUUUCAUCUCCCGCCACCGAGCGUCAGCCACCAGCUCUAUGGGUAUGACAUUAUCGUCAGCAGCAACCAGGCGCCCCCGUUGGGGGAGUGGGCCCUUCAGCUGCCUCAGGCGGUCCGCCUUUUUUAG